AUGCGUGGUGAUAGGCUGUGGUUAUUUCUCCUCUUGAUAUCAAUUAAUGCAAAAUCAUCGGUAUCAUCAGCAUCAAAUAAUAAGACUGAGCGUGCAGCUAAGAAUCGUUCGAGAGGCCAGUCACCAUGGCGUUUAGUCAUAUGUCUAUCACACUCUCAGUCACCAUCGAGAAACGAUGUACAAAGGGCUUGGGAAGCUGCGAGAAUAGAAUCAUCGCAGAGCGAAUUAGAAGUGUCUUACAUUGAGGGAAGAAUGACACCGAUGACCGAUUCAAUGUCCUAUCCACUUGCACUUGUUAAUAAAUUUUGUACUGAUAUUGAGAAUGGGAAAACUAUACUCAGUAUUGUUAUUGGGGGUGGCUCGGCAUCGAGAUUUCUCAUUACUGCUGCGGAUUCUAUUAAUUUACCGGCACUCUGGUUACCGAUGACGCAUAGGGACUUCUUGAGACAGGGAAAGCGCGGCACAUACGAGACACGAGUGGGCACCAGUUCAGAGGAAGCGGGUGCAGCGGCAGCUGCACUCAUGCACAAAGCAAAUUGGCAUGCAUUCAUCCUUUUAAUUGAUACAACACUUCUACCAAUGCAUCACUUGCUCCACAAAGAUCGUGAUAUACUGACACCACGUACUGUUGUACAUCUACCAGCGACUGAUACGAGUCUCAAGAUAAGACUGAGAAGAAUAUCGGAGGAGGGUGGCACUGGGGCUGUACUAGUUAUGGCGUGUGAUCUCAAUAAUGCGAGGAGAAUUCUGUCAGCAGCGAGUAAAUACCACAUGCUCAAUGGGAGAUUCUUGUGGCUGUGGCUGGAUCUCAAAGCUGAAUUGAGACCCAACGAGCCGAGUCUUCUGAGCUCCCACAUUAUUCACAAUUCAUUGACGGCGGUGGGGAAGGGCGAAGCUGUUCCAAUGGAGAGUAUCGUGAGACAUGGGAAUUUGGUGCUCGAUGACGAGGCGCACACGCCCUCCUUGUCGAAUCUACCGAGCGAUGUGCAGCGGCUGCAGGAGUUCAGUUGGAAAAGUCAGAAGAUCGUGAGGAAACGAGAGGACAGGGGCUUUUCAUUCGACGACGAUGACGAGCCCAGAUUGAGCGAUAGAAAUCUCAAUUCCAAGACGUUCAUGCCGGUGGGGAUGCUCGCACUCAGGCCGUCCAGCAUUAAAAUGUCCGGGAAUGAUGCCAUUCUCGCGAGAAUGCUCAGGGAAACGUCACAGGCACUCGACAAUACGUUUCUUGAGUUGACGGCGCUGAGCAAAUUGAGGGAGGCGCAGAUCAAAGAGUACUUCGUGCCGACGUGCUUCCUCGAGGGCAGGGGCAGGGGAUCUGUUAACGAGAUCAAGAGGAAUGUCUCCAGGACACUCACCAGGAGGCUCAGGGAGGCCAUGAGGCAGCUCUCCCAUGACAAGGCCGAAUUUCAACUGCUGAAUCUCCAGGCUGUGCAGUUCCCCGGGAAUAAGACGCAGUUGAGAUGGACGAAAGUGGGAACAAUUCGUGGUGGUAAAGAGGUACGUCUCGACACAAUAACCUGGCCAGGGGGUGGUAUAGUGCCCGCCUACCUAGAGCAGGGUGGUGAGCAAAUAGGGAUGCCGGUCUACAAGAUAGUAACAGCCCUGGCACCCCCAUUCACCAUGAUAACAAAUCUUCAGGAUGGUUUAUGCCUCCGUGGAUUAGUCUGCAGAAAGGGAGAUGUGCAAAAGUGUUGCUACGGUUUCUCAAUGGAUCUUCUCUCCCUUGUGGCGCGUGAGCUGAGCUUUCGUUUUGACCUUUAUAUCGCACAAGACGGUUUAUUCGGCAAGAGGAAUGGUAGAAAUGGCACGUGGAAUGGAAUUGUGGGUGAAUUACUCCACGCUAAAGCUCAACUGGCAUUUGCACCGCUGAGUGUAUCAGCAAUAAGGGCUGAGGUCAUUGACUAUACGACACCAUAUUUUUUUAGUGGUGUCAGUUUUUUAGCAUCACCAAAAUUAAAUGAAGAGAUACCACUGCUCAUGUUUUUACAUCCAUUCAGCACUGGUUUGUGGCUGACUAUUUUUAUUUCCCUCAAUGUGACGGCUAUGGCUGUUGCCAUAUACGAGUGGUUCAGUCCGUUUGGGCUCAAUCCAUGGGGCAGACAGAGGAGCAAAAAUUUCUCAAUAGCUUCGGCACUCUGGGUCAUGUGGGGAUUACUGUGUGGACAUUUGGUCGCUUUUAAGGCACCCAAAUCGUGGCCUAAUAAGUUUCUCAUCAACAUUUGGGGGGGCUUCUCAGUUAUCUUUGUUGCUUCCUACACUGCUAACAUCGCUGCCCUCAUCGCUGGAUUCUUCUUUCAUCCGUCUGUCAGGAAUUAUCACGACAGAAGUUUACUGUCGCAAAAAGUUGGAGCACCGCGUGCCUCAGUUGCCGAGUACUACGUACAACGUGCUAAUCACCAAUUAUGGACCCACAUGUUACGGUUCUCACUGUCUGAUGUGGCUGAGGGGGUGGAGAGACUGCGAAAUGGUACUCUGGACAUACUUAUUGCUGAUACACCGAUUUUGGAUUAUUAUCGAGCAACUGAUAAUGGUUGCACACUGCAGAAAAUCGGGGAUACUAUGAACGAGGACACUUAUGCAGUCGCCUUGACCAAGGGCCAUCCCCUUAAGGAGAGCAUCUCCAAGGUUAUUGCUAAUUAUUCCAGCAAUGGGAUGCUUGAUGUACUGCGGGAUAAAUGGUAUGGAGGCCUGCCCUGCAUUCGUGGCCACGAAGGGAUGAAACCGGGCCUCGACGUAGCUGGCAUGCAACCCCAUCCCCUCGGCGUUCGUUCAGUCGCUGGUGUCUUCUGUCUUCUUGGAGUGGGCAUAAUCCUCGGUGCUAUAAUCCUAGCCGGAGAACAUCUCUUCUACAAAUAUACUCUACCACGCCUACGUCACUGUCCCAAAACCUCAAUGUGGCGAAGCAGAAAUGUCAUGUUCUUCUCCCAAAAACUCUACAGAUUCAUCAACUGCGUUGACCUAGUAUCCCCCCAUCAUGCUGCCAAAGAGCUCAUGCACACUGUUAGACAGGGACAAAUUGCGUCAUUGUUCCAGAAGAGUGUUAAAAGGAAGGAGCACGAACAGAGGAGACGGAGGAAGAGUAAGGCCCAGUUUUUCGAGAUGAUUCAGGAGAUUAGGAGAGUCCAGCAAGAAGAGAAGGAGGAGUCAAGCAAGAAAGAAUCCCAAAAGAAGGACGAUAAAUCCUCGAAGGAUCGCGGUCGCUCGCGUUCGAAAAGCCCCCUAAUGCCGCGUUCCCCGAAGCGCGAGAAGAGCCGUAGCUCAACGAAUUUAUCGGGCUCGCGGCACGGUCUGUCCCCAGUCUCCCUGGACACCCCGAUGAAGCCCCGGGAGUUCACCCUCUCGAGCACGAACCUCCGGGCGCGAAGUCCCCUGGAGACAGUGGGCCGUCGGUUGAGCCACGGCGACGGGGGCUCGCCCCCCCCUCGCCUGAGCGCCGCCAAUUUCGGUGGCAGUGCGACACUGCGACCCUCGGCCCCAGUCAAAUCGGACUCUGUGAGCGGUGGCAUUCCCACCCCCCGUUACUCUCGGAGUCCAGCAAAGCGGGGUCAAUCCUUUCCGGUAUUUGCCACCCUGAGACCACCCCCGCCGCCGCCAACGACGGUGCACCCCUCCCAGGUGUCGAGAAGUCCUCAUCUGUCACCGAACAACGAAUUGGGGGCGGCGAUAGGGAGAAAACUCUCGCGCGAAUGGGGCUCGGGGAGUCUGGAGCUCAGUAAAUCGUCCGAGGCCAUUGGCACAAUGUCCACCUUCAAUCCUUAUCAGGAGAGCUCGCUCACUGUCGACAGACCCCGAAAAAAGAGCCAGGAGGACAUCGCCGGGGCCAAGAGACCGGUGAGACGCGCCCGAAGCCACGAGAAUCGAGAUCUCAGCAAAGCCGUCGACACCCCCUCCCCCAGGAUGGCGCAGCCCUCGGUCGGGGGUAAAUCCGUGAGUGAGCGGACGAAAAAACAACUCGAGUCGGAGCUCAAAGCCAUUCUCACGGCGAGACAGCAUCAUCGGGAUCUCCAUCCACCGUGAUUGAUGAGCCAUCGGUAUUAAUUAAGAUGUUGGGAAUUUCUGAUACGGGGGAGGGAAAACGGUUACGUGUAUUCGCCUCUGAGGGGCUUUCAUUGAUUUUUAAGCAGUAAGAUUCAUAGGUCAA
Diachasma alloeum is the source of this 4141-nucleotide messenger RNA. RefSeq lists its product as uncharacterized. The record is from RefSeq and is a predicted model, not a curated record. NCBI's taxonomy places the organism in Eukaryota, Metazoa, Arthropoda, Insecta, Hymenoptera, Braconidae. The transcript is spliced from 7 exons. Gene Ontology annotation, molecular function: NMDA glutamate receptor activity; transmitter-gated monoatomic ion channel activity involved in regulation of postsynaptic membrane potential. The coding region runs from base 1 to 4017 and encodes 1338 amino acids. Gene Ontology annotation, biological process: modulation of chemical synaptic transmission; monoatomic ion transport; ionotropic glutamate receptor signaling pathway. Gene Ontology annotation, cellular component: plasma membrane; postsynaptic membrane.